CUCUUCCAAGCUUUGACUUUGUUCAAGUCCGCAUCCGGCUACAUUAAUGAAUUGGACCAAACGAUGAUUAUGUCGCAGAUGCAGUAUCUUACAAGCCGACGAUAUAAGGUGUCAGAUUUCUUAACCGUUGCGACAUGUCCAAAUACCUGAAAGAUCUCGUGGUUAGUCUUACAGACUCGACAAUAGCUUUUGACGACACCAUAAUUGCCAUCGGUAUCGAAGAGCUAAACGCAAAAGGCUUUGUCAAUCUCCCUGACUCGGAGUUCCCUGUUAUCCCGAAGUUCGAGCUCAAAGCAGAAGAACAUUUAACUGGAGCUUUUAUCCGAAAGGCGCGAGGUUGGGAACCUGUUGUUUCCUCAAUCCACCUGAUUCUCCGACCGCGGGUAUGGAAAAACAUAUCCACGGAAGACUACGACCUUGUCACUCCCGCUUUGAAGUUGGCUAGUCGGAUUCUGGAUGCUUUCAAAUAGAUGUAGACGAGGGACUGGUGGUCUUGUUCAGUAUACUAGCUAGCAACCGAG
Molecule: messenger RNA, 521 nt
Organism: Aureobasidium subglaciale EXF-2481
Lineage: Eukaryota; Fungi; Ascomycota; Dothideomycetes; Dothideales; Saccotheciaceae
Exons: 1
Coding region: 135-470 (111 amino acids)
Source: RefSeq, a predicted model, not a curated record